Scomber japonicus (chub mackerel) is the source of this 1407-nucleotide messenger RNA. RefSeq names its product RAB18A, member RAS oncogene family (gene rab18a). Gene Ontology annotation, molecular function: GTP binding; GTPase activity. The coding region runs from base 121 to 735 and encodes 204 amino acids. NCBI's taxonomy places the organism in Eukaryota, Metazoa, Chordata, Actinopteri, Scombriformes, Scombridae. The record is from RefSeq and is a predicted model, not a curated record. The transcript has 7 exons.
CGCUGUCAAACUAUCUCUGCUGUAGCUGUAAACAAGAGCGCAAGUUCUCCAGACACGUCGUUUUAAAACAGUGUGUUCCAUUUAUCUAAAGAGUGAGACAUCUCAUUGUGAAGGAGGAAAAUGGAAGAUGAUACAUUAACGACGUUGAAAAUAUUGAUAAUAGGAGAAAGCGGUGUUGGAAAGUCCAGCCUCCUCUUAAGAUUCACAGAUGACACCUUUGACCCAGAACAAUCAGCAACAAUAGGUGUUGACUUCAAGGUGAAGACCAUUACGGUGGACGGUAACAAGGCAAAGCUUGCAAUAUGGGACACUGCAGGACAGGAGCGCUUCCGAACUCUGACGCCUAGUUACUACCGCGGCGCCCAGGGAGUCAUCCUCGUGUAUGAUGUCACACGGCGAGAAACCUUCACCAAGCUCGACAACUGGCUGAAUGAACUGGAGACAUACUGUACAAGGAACGACCUCGUGAAAAUGCUUGUGGGAAACAAAAUUGAUAAGGAAAACCACGAACUAGACCGGGCCGAAGGACUGAAGUUUGCAAGAAAACAUUCCAUGCUUUUUAUAGAGGCGAGCGCUAAGACCAGGGACGGGGUUCAGUGUGCGUUCGAGGAGCUGGUGGAGAAAAUCAUCCAGACUCCAGGAUUAUGGCAGAGCGAGAACCACGGACGAGGAGUGCAGCUCUCCGACGAAGACGCGGGAACCGGAAGCUGCGGCGGCUACUGCUCUCUGAUCUAGACGACGCACACACACAUACACACACGAUCAAACACACACACACACACACACACACACACACUUAAAUACAAGCAUACACACUCACUUGAAAGAACAGCCUCCCUCCUCAGACAUGAAGGCAGUGGAGGCUUUGCUGUGUCCCCUCCGCUGAGCUGUAAGGGUCGACCGUCCCCACUCUGUACCUGUGUUCACACAGACACUACUUUUUGCACACUUUGUAAAAAAAAAACUUAAAAAAACAACAAUGCUGUGCUAAAACGCCAUAGCAGCUCAGCCUUCCUCUUAAUGACAUUUGAGCAACUUUCUCUCUCUUUGUUUUGUUUUUGAGUUACAGUUUUGUGCAGUUUUGGGACCUUGGUCAAAGUAAUAACCAUUUCUCAGUUUAUACUCUGCAAUUUAAUUUUAACAAGGCAGUGAAGUCCAAUAGUGUCAACCAAAGUUUGUCAGGCAUAUGGCUAAAUCUGUGAAGUAUGAUAAUGAGAAUGGAAACAGUUUUGACCAAGGUUUCUUUCUUGUCUCCAGCAUGCUUUUAUUUUGUGUCCUCGGAGCACCUUGCCUUAGGGAGCACAUCUGUAUCAUUUGCAGGGCUGACUUUUCUCCAGUGUUUGUCUUUCCUCCGCUCUGUCAUGCGCUUGAUCCUGCCCCCCCCCCCCCCCCCCGCUCCCCCUCCUC